Didymella exigua CBS 183.55 is the source of this 2321-nucleotide messenger RNA. RefSeq lists its product as uncharacterized. Bases 64 to 1926 code for a protein of 620 amino acids. The transcript is spliced from 3 exons. NCBI's taxonomy places the organism in Eukaryota, Fungi, Ascomycota, Dothideomycetes, Pleosporales, Didymellaceae. The record is from RefSeq and is a predicted model, not a curated record.
CCACCUUCAACUGCAAUGUAUUCUUACGUCGACCAUUAGGCAACGCAUUUAGGGUCUAUCAGUAUGGGCCGGCAAGCCUACCUGGCCAAGAUCGCAUUUGGACGGUCUGCUUUCGAGCCCACCGGAGAGGUCACAGAGUCGGAUGAGUACAUACAGCUUGCCGCCUCUCAGUCUGAUGAGCCUCUGCCGGAGCGUUAUCGCGAAGCCAAAGCCAACAAUUACAUCCAACUGUACGACGAACGCGGCAACCCAAUCAAUCCACGCGCCCAUGCAUACAGCAAGAGACUGAGAGACGCGCAAAAUGAUGUCCUCGCGAGUGUAGGUGUAGUUGAGAGGCGCAGAUCGCCAGCAGAAGGCCUCCCUGGCUCAUAUGAAGAACGCCUUGACGAACUUGAGUCCGAAGAGACAGUGGGCAACGCGCUUGCUCUUGCUUCCACUGUGGUAGAGAACCUCUGCACUUGGUGGAUCGGCAGUAUCAGAGACCGGCUUCUCACCUUUCGCAUCCCAGAUGCACUCCCGUUCCUUCAGGUUGUGGCUUCUGAGCGCACAGCUUCUGGCAGCUCGAUUGCAUACACCGGCUUCACUUCCCGACUUGUCUCUACGAUUGGAAUCCAGGCAUGUGUCUAUGGUGCAUACGCCUAUCGGCCCAUCGAUCGCUUGAUGCAGCUCACACAUGCAAGCUCCAAGACACGUCACUUCGUGCGUCGCUCCAGAAGCGUAUUGACGUUGGGAUUCCGACUGGGCCUUGAGGUCCUCUUUUAUCCUCUCUCUUAUCACGCCAAUCUGCAACGACUGGGACUUCUCCCAGCACGACCGUUGCUGCCGUUCUGGAAAGCCUUCAUUCCAUUUUCGCCUUGGUCGCCUCUCACGCCACUGUCCGUCCACCAUGAUGCCGCAUCUGGCUCGGUGGUAGAUGUCGUAAAAGCCGUUCUUACUUCACCUAUGGUCAUUAUCAUUGCGGAGCAUUUUUAUGAACGUUUGAUCUACUCAGCGGUAUUCGAAGCCGUGGAGAGUUUCAUCAUUCGGCCAGACAAUGCGGACAUCGAAAGUCCAGACGCUAUCAGCAAAGACCGCGCCACAUCCAUCCUGGGACUACAGCGACGGUCGCCCCCUCUGAUUAGAGAUGCUAUCAACAAGCUGCUCGUGGUGCUUGGCUGGGCUGAGCCAGCCGUCCUCGACGAGGCCGAACGGAAACCUUCGCUCGAUUUUGGGAUAAGUGCAGGGCAAAGUGUAGAGGUCGCUGGUACCCAAAUUACAGACUUGUUACCUGUAGAUAUUCCAGUCUCACGCACAAACCGACCUACCACAGAUGGAGCCAACGACGAUACUCUAAUGGACACAAUACCCGCCGACAUUGCAGAACGAUUGGUGCGUCCUACUACACCACCAACACCACCGGCUUCUGACAAUGGUGACAACGACCCGAGGAUCAGAAUCACCUCGCGCGAAGGCAUUGUCGAAAUGGAAGUACGGUUGCCUCCACGAGUCAUUUAUUCUCACACGGAAGUCCUGGACGAUCAGCGUAGGUCAUCAAGUCGCAACAGAGUCACGUCACAGAGGAACGAUGGUCUUGCAACGCGUCCGCAUCACCGCGUGACCCAACUCUCUACUGAGCCAUCACAGAUGAUUGGCGCUAUCGUCAAGGCACAGCUUGUCGGGAUUACAGUGCUACCUUUCAAGCUUGUCGUCCUUCGGUUAGUUGCAUCUCACUACUUGGCGAGUCAAGAUCACGGCGGGACUAUCCCACGCUUUGUCGAAUCGUUCCCGAACCCGAGUGACAUGUCUCUGCGAUCCCUUGGCAUUGGCAUAUCCCGGGUCGCGCUUUGCGCUGCCUUUGAACUAGCCAUUGACCUGAGCCUCUGGAGUGCACAGUACCUGGCCGUCACCACUGCUGGCAAGAGUAUAUUUGGAUGGGGUGCGCUCUAGGAUAAUGAACCUUGGCCAUUCCUGUAUCACAUACGCUUCCGCCGAGAUGCUAUACGUCGAUACAAUUCGGACUCGAGGUACGUACUGCCGUAAAAUUUUCGGACGGCUCACUAGGAUGUCUCACCAAAGAGCUGAGCUCGACAAAGCGGCAAGAGUUGACGGGACAUUUUCCGGAACUCUUGCGGCGGCUGCUGCUUAGCCAUCGGACGAGGCUCCGAUGAUGUUGGUGCUCUCGGAUGGCGCCGUGCAUACCGAGCAUUAGUGGCUGAUGCUUGAGGCUGCUUUAGCACGGUUGUUGACCUACGACGCGGCCGUACCUAUGCGCAUGCAAGACGGUCCAGCACGACACAGAGGCAGGCGUGGACACUGCGUGGGAGCACAGCAAUGGAGAGGCU